AACACAUUGACUGCGUCGUUAUUUAAAUUGAAAGAAAAAAAACACAUUUUACUAACGUUUUAGUUGUAUUGAAGGCUUAUGUUACCUUAUUUCAAAGAGGUAUUGUCAUCAUACACAGAAACAUUGCAAUUGUUGUGGGAAGUGGAUGAAGCUGGUUCUAAUUGUACAGUUGUAAGGGCAGAUAACUGUGAUUUCUGUAUGGCCAGCAGUGAUCCAUUUUUCAAGAUCAAUGACUUCACAGUUGGAAACCCAUCUAGUAAAGGAAUCAGCACAAAGGAAAGACAGAAUAGAAACUUGGAAGAGACAGUUUUGCCAUCACCUAACGUCAUUUUUGCCAAACCCCAGAUCAAGUUUGUGUGUAUAUCAGAUACUCAUAUGAGACUGUACCCUAAGGAUGUACUCAAUAUACCCCUUGGUGAUGUGCUUCUACAUGCUGGAGACUUCAGUAUGAAGGGAAAUCUACCAGAGAUUGAAUACUUCAAUCAGUUACUGGGUCAAUUUCCCCACCCAGUGAAAGUUGUGAUAGCAGGAAACCAUGAGUCAUGCCUGGAUUCUACCAGGAGAAGAAUAAAGAAACCAGUCUCAAUGCAACAUAUGCUGAAAACAUUCGGUGUUGAGCACCCCCGAGACUUGCUGACAAACUGUAUCUACCUCCAAGAAGAGUCUGUGAUUGUUUCAGGCAUUAAGAUAUAUGGUGCACCCUGGUCACCCCUGUAUUGUAGCACUGCGUUUCAGCUAGAUCGUGGACAGCCUUUAGCGGAAAAAUGGGAUAAAAUUCCUGACAAUGUUGAUAUUCUUAUGACCCAUUGUCCACCUUAUGGUAUCUGUGACACAUAUGGAGAACACCCUGACCAACAUGCUGGCUGUGAGGAACUUUUGAAUGUUUUACAGACAAGAAUCUCCCCAAAGGUCCAUGUGUUCGGGCACAUACACGAAGGAUAUGGAGAGACAAAGAAAGGCGGUGUUCACUUCAUCAACGCCUCAAUGUGUACUCGUGGUUACAGGCCGAUCAAUCCGGCCAUCGUGUUUGAGCUUGACAAUCCCUUGUACCAGCCGGACCACUCCAGUAACGAGUCUGAGGGAAGCAACUGACAAAUGUGAUAUCUAUUUAAAAUGUGAUAUUUAUUAAGUUUAGCUUAGGUUAGUUUAGAUUAUUUUUUUAUUGCAGUAGUCAUGACAGCAAAUGUGACACUUUAUUUAACUACAUAAUUUAAACUGUUUAUCAAUUCAGGUAUGAUAAUUAUUUUGUAUAGCUUACACCCAUGGCCAUCUAAGCUCAAACAUACUAAAUAUGUAUUAUAACAGAUGUGGGAUACAUUUUGUUUUCUAAUGUAAGCAAGAGUAUUGUAGUUUUUAUAUGCCUUAUUUUUGAAUAAUGAAUACAAACUACUCAGGAGUAAUUAAAACUUAAAACACAUAAAUAAAAUACAGGAGACAUAAUUACCCAUUUUGAAUCCCUUAGAUUCCUUUAUAAAAUUUCAUAGCCUGUAGACUUUUAAAAUAUAUAUUACGUCCCGAGUGCUUCCAGAACUUAUAUACAAACACUUAUGCUAGGAGUCACUGGGAUGUGUACAUGCCUUUGACGUCCAAGUGUUGGCAAAGUUCAACACAACAGUUUAUCUUUUGAGUCUAAAGCAUAUUGAAGGUCACCAAUUUCUGUUAUUCAUGAUUCAAAUUACACUUGUCAUAAGGGUACACAGCACUUUUUGGGUAAGAGUUUUAAAGGAACUAGUCACCAGAUGAAAAAAUUGCAGUAUCAAUAUUAGUAUUUCUGUUUACAUGAACAAUCAACGUUUUAUGAUACUUCCAUAUCUUUCUGCAAAGCUCUAAAAGGCCAUAAGUGUUUUGAUUGAACUAAAUAUUUUAGGGUAUUUUAAUCGGCCCGGUGUCUAUUUAUAAGUUGGUGUUGUCAAAAGUUAGAUUGUUAUUUGACCUUGACAUGGAAGAACUUGUGGAUGUUUCAUAAUCCAAUAUAAAUAUGUGAGCAUGUUCAGCAGCUCUGCUUCCAUGAAAACAUAUUUUAUAAAAAAAAAAUCUUCACCGCUGCCGCCAAAUAUCAGCGCAGGGCUAGAAAUUUACUGCAAAUCACUCUUGCAAAGCUUUGCAGUAGCUUUUGAACACAAUUGUACAAUACACAUGCAGAAAUGUUGGCUAUUAUUGUUCAUCUUAAUACU
This is a messenger RNA of Mya arenaria, 2174 nucleotides long. Its product is annotated as metallophosphoesterase MPPED2-like. Bases 79 to 1092 code for a protein of 337 amino acids. Lineage: Eukaryota; Metazoa; Mollusca; Bivalvia; Myida; Myidae. The transcript has 8 exons. Gene Ontology annotation, molecular function: hydrolase activity. The record is from RefSeq and is a predicted model, not a curated record.